This is a messenger RNA of Chenopodium quinoa (quinoa), 1843 nucleotides long. RefSeq names its product tubulin gamma-1 chain-like. Gene Ontology annotation, cellular component: gamma-tubulin complex; microtubule; spindle. Gene Ontology annotation, biological process: mitotic cell cycle; microtubule nucleation; mitotic spindle organization. Lineage: Eukaryota; Viridiplantae; Streptophyta; Magnoliopsida; Caryophyllales; Amaranthaceae. Gene Ontology annotation, molecular function: GTP binding; structural constituent of cytoskeleton. Bases 181 to 1605 code for a protein of 474 amino acids. The record is from RefSeq and is a predicted model, not a curated record. The transcript is spliced from 11 exons.
UGGCAAUGAUUACUCCCUGUUGUUUAUGUUAAGUUCACACACCCCCAUCACUUUCAUCAUUAUUUUGUUUGGGUUUCCCUCUCUUUUCAAAAGCUCUUCCGCGCCAGAGAGAGAGAGUAAAGUGAGAGUGAGACACUAAACCAAACCCCCCAAAAAACCCUAGAUAUUUUCCGGCCAAAAAUGCCUCGAGAAAUCAUCACUCUUCAAGUCGGACAAUGUGGAAAUCAAAUUGGCAUGGAGUUCUGGAAACAGCUUUGUCUUGAACACGGUAUCAGUAAAGAUGGCAUUCUCGAAGAUUUCGCUACUCAGGGAGGCGACAGGAAAGAUGUGUUUUUCUACCAAGCUGAUGACCAGCACUACAUACCACGGGCAUUACUUAUUGAUUUGGAGCCUAGAGUAAUUAAUGGUAUACAAAAUAGUGAAUACCGAAAUCUCUACAAUCAUGAAAAUGUUUUCGUUGCAGAUCAUGGAGGGGGUGCUGGAAACAACUGGGCCAGUGGAUACCACCAGGGAAAGAAUGUUGAAGAGGACAUCAUGGACAUGAUUGAUAGAGAAGCAGAUGGAAGUGAUAGUCUUGAAGGCUUUGUUUUAUGCCAUUCAAUUGCUGGAGGAACAGGGUCAGGUAUGGGUUCGUAUCUGCUGGAAACCCUGAAUGAUCGCUACAGCAAAAAACUAGUUCAGACAUAUAGUGUGUUUCCUAAUCAGAUGGAGAUGAGUGAUGUUGUGGUGCAGCCGUACAACUCUUUAUUGACACUUAAGCGUCUGACACUCAAUGCAGACUGUGUUGUUGUUUUGGAUAAUACUGCAUUAAACAGAAUUGCAGUGGAACGACUUCAUCUAUCAAAUCCUACUUUCGCUCAGACCAAUUCACUGGUAUCUACUGUAAUGUCUGCCAGCACUACCACAUUGCGGUAUCCAGGGUAUAUGAACAAUGAUUUGGUCGGUCUUCUUGCUUCUUUGAUUCCUACACCCAGAUGCCAUUUUCUUAUGACUGGAUAUACUCCGCUUACGGUUGAGCGCCAGGCAAAUUUAAUUCGAAAAACUACUGUACUAGAUGUCAUGAGAAGGCUUCUUCAGACUAAGAAUAUUAUGGUUUCUUCUUAUGCUCGAACCAAAGAAGCUAGUCAAGCAAAGUAUAUAUCAAUCUUAAACAUCAUUCAAGGUGAAGUGGACCCAACCCAGGUUCAUGAAAGCUUGCAGCGUAUUCGUGAAAGAAAGCUGGUCAAUUUCAUUGAGUGGGGUCCUGCCAGCAUUCAGGUUGCUCUAUCCAGGAAAUCACCAUAUGUCCAGACAGCACAUAGGGUAAGUGGUCUCAUGUUGGCAAGCCACACUAGCAUCCGUCAUCUCUUUAGCAAGUGCUUAAGUCAGUACGAGAAAUUGAGGAAGAAGCAAGCUUUCCUGGACAACUAUCGAAAAUUUCCAAUGUUUGCUGACAAUGAUUUAUCUGAAUUUGACGAAUCAAGAGACAUAAUUGAGAGUUUGGUGGAUGAAUACAAGGCAUGUGAAUCCCCAGAUUACAUCAAAUGGGGAAUGGAGGAUCCUGACCACCUUAUGACUGGGGAAGGCAGCGGUGCAGGAAUGGUAGAUCCAAACUUGGCUGUGUGAGGCAGACAGAAGCUUUAUUUUCAUAGUUCCAUUGUAAUCUUCAGUUGAUAUCUUAUGUUUAGAUCAGCUUUAUCCAACUUUGAUGUGCAUAAUCUAAUUAUCAGUUUUUGCCGUCAUAUAUGUAUAGAAAUGUAGUAUACUUUUGACGUGUGUAGCCUCUCAUGGUUUAAACUUUUCUUAAUAGUAUCCAUUUUAAGCCGAGCCCAAGUGCUAGCUGAGCCAAAUUGAGACAUUUACA